Laetiporus sulphureus 93-53 is the source of this 2644-nucleotide messenger RNA. RefSeq names its product root hair defective 3 GTP-binding protein. Gene Ontology annotation, molecular function: GTPase activity; GTP binding. NCBI's taxonomy places the organism in Eukaryota, Fungi, Basidiomycota, Agaricomycetes, Polyporales, Laetiporaceae. The record is from RefSeq and is a predicted model, not a curated record. Gene Ontology annotation, cellular component: endoplasmic reticulum. Bases 84 to 2558 code for a protein of 824 amino acids. The transcript is spliced from 13 exons. Gene Ontology annotation, biological process: endoplasmic reticulum membrane fusion.
UGCAUGUUUGUUGGUCUCAGCAAGGACGCCUCACUGAUCGGCCACUGCCGAGACUGCAACAGGCAACUCGACCGACUGAGAUGAUGCCAGGCUUGCUGCCCCAACGGCCCCCCUGCGCAACGCACCUUUCUCUCCCCACCACCACCACCAUCUCCUUCGCAUCUGAUUCCCACAAUAUCAAUCGUCUCUCUCAACCUUACAAACGAGGCACAGCAAUGGCCAUCAACGGUCACGUCAACGGAGACGCGGCCACACCGAAGGGGCCGAAUUAUGAGCGCGUCCAAAUCAUUAAUGAUGAGAAACAGUUCAUACCGGAGUUGACCCAGCAGAUUGAGCGUUGGGACUUGCACAGUGCCGGAUUCGACUAUGACAUUGUCGCAGUGUUUGGGUCGCAAUCCACAGGCAAAAGCACGCUGUUGAACCGCCUUUUUGGCACGAAUUUUGAUGUUAUGGACGAGACCAGACGGCAACAGACCACUAAAGGAAUUUGGAUGUGCAGAGCUAAGGGCAUGAACGUCAUGGUCAUGGAUGUUGAAGGUACUGACGGGCGAGAAAGGGGAGAGGAUCAAGAUUUUGAACGCAAAUCAGCUCUAUUCUCCCUUGCGUCGUCAGAGGUCCUCAUUGUCAACCUCUGGGAACAUCAAGUUGGCUUAUAUCAGGGCGCUAACAUGGGCCUUCUGAAGACCGUCUUUGAAGUGAAUCUGGGUAUCUUUGGGAAGAAGACUGCAGACGGACGUAACCAGCGUACGCUUCUUCUGUUCGCGAUACGUGAUCACAUCGGUACCACACCGUUGGCGAAUCUGCAAGCCACGCUCACUGCGGAUCUGCAAAAGAUCUGGGAGACGCUCUCGAAGCCACCAGAGUUGCAAGAUAGGCAACUGUCUGAUUAUUUCGACUUAUCGUUUGUAGCGCUACCACACAAGAUCCUUGCGGCCGACAAGUUCGAGUCCGAGGUGCAGGAGCUAAGGAAGCGCUUCAUGGACAAGGGGCGCGAAGACUAUGUUUUCAAGCCUGCGUACCACAAACGCAUCCCUGCUGAUGGUGUUGCGUUCUAUAUGGAGGGCAUCUGGGAACAAGUGCAGACGAACAAGGACUUGGAUUUGCCUACUCAACAGGAACUAUUGGCUCAAUUCCGCUGCGAUGAGAUCUCUGCUGCAGCUUUGACGGAGUUCAAUGAGCAGGCGAAACCCCAACGCCGGCCUAUCGAGUCCGGCAAGGUGAUCGAAAAUCUCGGCGGCAUGAUGCGUGCUUGGCGUUCUGGUGCACUCGAGCGUUAUGACCGAGAUGCAUCACGUUAUCACCAGGGCGUGUACAAGCGGAAACGCGCUGAUCUCGUGUCUGUCCUCGACUCGACGCUCUCGCCAUUGUUCCUCGGGCAGCUGAAGAAUCUACACAAGGCGUCUCUCGUCACGUUCAAGAAAGAAAUGCUCGAGGGUAUGCGGGGCGAGAACUAUAACUUUGCUGAGGUCGUUGCUGCUGCGCGGGAGCGAUGCGAGAAGCGAUUCUUGGACGGUGCACAGGAGGCACUCGUAGAGGGUACCGAUUGGAACUAUGAGGAGGAACUUGAGCUCCUCAGGAACGAGAUAAGGAUCGUGGCUGACCAGUGCAGAAAAGAUGAGACGAAGAAGAUGGUCAAUGCAAUCGAGCGUAAUAUCAAGAAGCAGAUAUCGGAUCCUGUUGAGAUUUGGCUCAAUAAGCCUCAGCCCGACAUGUGGGACGAGAUACUCAAAGUGUUUCGUGAACUACUCGAGAAGGCGGAGUCGAUGUACCUCACGAAGGCAAAGAGCUUCAACUGCACUGACGAGGAGAACGAGACCUCCUUGGCGAUCCUGAGGAAACGUGCAUGGCUCGCUUUGCGCGCCAAGGUUGACGAACAAACGACCGACGCGGCCUUCCUCACUAAGCUCCGCACUCAUUUUGAGGAGCGAUUCCGCUACGACGAACACGGCGUUCCGCGAGUAUGGAAGCCUUCGGACGACAUUGAUGGCGCGUUCAAGAAGGCAAGGGAUCAGACACUGGAGCUCAUUCCUUUAUACUCAAGGAUCAACCCAAUCGAUGGCACGUUGGAAUAUUCCUUGCCUUCUGAGGAAUCCGACCCUCUCUCGUCGACGGACGAGUUCGACUUCCCUGCUACUCUCGUUAUCUUUUCCGAGACGAAGAUCUUGGACUUGAUGAGCCGCUUUAGACGGGAUGCGGAUGCAUACUACGUCGAGGCCAAGCGCAGCAUGGUAUCCAGCGUGGCGCAGAUACCCUAUUGGAUGUAUGGCGUCCUCGUGGUGCUGGGUUGGAAUGAGGCGAUGUUCGUGCUGUUCAAUCCGUUGUACUUUGCCAUGCUUUUGUGCAUGGUUGGCGCUGCCUACAUUGUCGUGCAACUGGGCAUGGCAGGACCGUUGCUCCAAAUUACGAGGACACUAGUGAAUGAGGUUCAAAGUCAAGCCUAUAACCAUUUACGAGAUCAUUUUUCCCAACCACAUCUUACCGAGCCAGUGCGGGCACAGGCCGUUAUGCAAAAUGAGGUGGAUCCAGAAUUGAGAGAUAGGAAGACCGAUUUCAUGUAAUUCGCGUGGACUUGUGGUGUAAAUCCUAUUGGAUGGUUUUCCUUGACCUGUACUUAUUACCUUGCUGCAAAUAAACUGCUAAUAUG